GGCUAUAGCAGUCUCUAGGAGAAUUUACAGAACGCAUUGUGGCACUUUAAGCAUAAUCGUCUGCAGAGCGGCACUGACACCUCAUCGCUUCUCUCCACAGCUCCUGUAACUAAACCUGUUGCUCAGGGUAUGGCAAAGAAAGCAGCCACCGAGCACAUGGCUCUGUGCUUCUCGGUUCUACUGAUUUGUCUGUGGUCAAUGUUGCCACUAGAUGCUGCUUCUCUUUGCUACAUCUUCACUGUUGGCAAGUCAGGGUCUGGACCAUGGCAGCACAAAGUCCAAGGCCAACUGAACGAAGAGACUUUCCUUUCCUACAACAGUAUCAACAACUGUCAUGUGUUUGGUGUUCUGGGGAUCAGACUGAAUGCCACAAAGAUCUGUGACAAACAGGUUGACACUCUGAAAGAUGGAGCUGACCUGAUCAAGCAGCAAGUGAUUCGCAUGAAUAAUAUAAUCAGAGAGCCCCUCACUCUGCAGGCCAAGAUGCAUUGUUGGCAUGAUGGAGAUGGACAUUUCAAUGCAUCCUGGGACAUUGGCCUCAAUGGACAGAAAAUACUGCACUUUGACUCAAGCACUGGGAAACUGACUGAAGU
Molecule: messenger RNA, 593 nt
Organism: Cricetulus griseus (Chinese hamster)
Lineage: Eukaryota; Metazoa; Chordata; Mammalia; Rodentia; Cricetidae
Source: RefSeq, a predicted model, not a curated record